Molecule: messenger RNA, 539 nt
Organism: Drosophila willistoni
Lineage: Eukaryota; Metazoa; Arthropoda; Insecta; Diptera; Drosophilidae
Gene: spt4
Product: transcription elongation factor SPT4
Exons: 3
Coding region: 98-448 (116 amino acids)
Biological process (GO): mRNA processing; chromatin organization; positive regulation of DNA-templated transcription, elongation
Cellular component (GO): nucleus; DSIF complex
Molecular function (GO): RNA polymerase II complex binding; zinc ion binding
Source: RefSeq, a predicted model, not a curated record
UUCAUCGGCAGCCUACACAUCUCUAUUAUUUUACUGCAGCCACGGCGUCGGAGAAUUUUUAAAAAACAAUUUAUAGGCUUAAAAAAACAUUUUAAAAAUGUCCUUUGAUGCUAUACCAAAGGAUCUAAGGGGCCUGCGUGCCUGUCUAGUUUGCUCUUUGAUAAAGAGUUUUGAUCAAUUUGAAACGGAUGGCUGUGAGAAUUGCGAGGAAUUCUUAAGGAUGAAAAACAACAAGGACAAUGUGUAUGAUCAUACCAGCAACAAUUUUGACGGCAUAAUAGCCUUAACAACGCCCAGCGAUUCCUGGGUUGCCAAGUGGCAGAGAUUAACACGCUUCACUAGGGGAAUUUAUGCUAUAUCUGUCUCGGGUACUCUGCCUCAAUCCACGCUUAGGGAUAUGAAGAAUCGCGGCAUUGUCUACAAGUCGCGGGACAGAAGUCAACGAUAAAUAGGCCAAGAAAUUCAAUACAAAAAGUUUUAUUUUUAGUUUACUUUCAUAACGUCAACCAAUAGGGAAUAAAAUACAUUUUAAGUACAAA